AGCGAGCGCACAAAAGGCGAGUGUCCAUUUGACAUGUUCACCGGGCAUCCAGGAGACGGAUGCAAGUUCUACCCCAUAAUGAAGAACAACCACGGAGUGUCUUCAAUAAUGUUUAUGCAGUAUCUAGACAGUAUAACGGAUUUCUGCGACGACCCCUACAGCGCCCCGGGGGAGUACGCCCACAACGUCUACGCCCCUAAUAGACAGAACAGGCUGUGUAACUACCGGAGUGCGUGGGAAGUCAUGAGAAAACAUGACGACUUUAGAAAGAUCGGGGGCUCCUCUACCUGCAUUCACUGACACCACGCCCCGGUUUCACUUUGUGCAGGUGAAACCAACAAGGAGAGUUCUCGUUCUUGAUGCCUCCGGAAGUAUGACGGGGCCAUCAAUGGCCAUACUGCGCCAAGCAGCCAGUAACUACAUACUGACCAGUGUUGAGAGUGGAAGCUGGCUUGGCAUUGUACAGUUCAACACGGAUGCAACAACGCUGUCUGAGAUGGUUCACAUCAGGUCCCAGGCAGACAGAGAACUUCUUACCAACCGCUUGCCAACAUACGCCGAGGGCAAGACCAGUAUAGGGGCCGGUCUCGGAAAGGCUCUGGCGGCCCUAGAGAGUUCGAAGACGGGUUCAGGUGGAACUCUGAUAUUAAUUACUGACGGCAAGGAGAACAAGUCACCUUGGAUAAAGGAUAUCAAACCCAGGCUGUUCAAGAGCAAGGUGAUGAUUCACGCCAUCGCCUAUACUCAACAAGCGGAAGCAAGCAUAGCGCAGCUCGCAGGGGAAACGGAAGGGCGGACAUUUUUCUUUACUGGAGAACCCAACUCGACUUCGUUGAUUGACGGACUAGCUGCGACUGUUGGAGCCCAAAGCUUCGACAAUUUUGCAGUCUCUGUGAGUUCUGAAGCUGCAAAGAUACUCCGAAAGACUCCUCACGUCGGCAGCUUCAUCAUCGACAAGACCAUCGGCCGUGAGACAACGGUGACAAUCACCUCCGACAAACCAGUCGAUGUCCUCUUGCAUGACCCAACGGAUGCCACGACGAAAACAGAUGUCUUCAAAAACAGCACCAAUGGCAUUCUGACGGCGAUUAUACCAGGUCUUGCAAUGAAAGGAGAAUGGAAAUACACAGUGUCAUCCUUAGGACCAUACGCUAAUGCCCUCGUUCACGUGCAGUCCAAGGCAAGGUCAAAAGGUCAUGACGUCAUUCAAGCACGAUCUUGGGUUUCCACAGAACUAUUAACAUUUGAAACCAAAGCCAGGUUCACUAUUUUUGCUGACGUGACGCGAGGCACUGCCCCCGUUCUUGGCGCAAAGGUCAAGGCCACAAUGGAAAGACCAGGAGCAGGUACCUCUGAGGUUGAGUUGCUCGACGAUGGCGUUGGCUCUGAUCUAAUCAAGGACGAUGGAGUAUAUUCAUCGUACAUUCUUCCACGUGAUCUUAAAGGGAAUGGAAGGUACAAUAUGAAGGUGAAGGUUAUUGGAGAAAACGUGUCAACCAAGGUCAUUACGAAAGGUCACCAGACAGGUGCUCUUGAAACAGGGAGUUCAGGAAAUGUCUUGAAGUCCGGAAAGGAGACAGAAAGUCUGGGUGACUUCCAAAGAGUGACAACAGCGGGGGAGUUUCGAGUACAGGGAUACCCGUCAGUUGAACCCGACAUUCGAGAUGUCAUACCACCUGCGAAAAUUGGGGACUUUACCGUGACGUCAUUUGACCAAGAUGUUGGAGUUGUCGCGCUGGAGUGGACAGCCGUUGGUGAUGACAUGGGUCGUGGGAGAGCGACUGGAUACAAGAUCCACAUGUCCAGGGAUAUUGGAGAGCUGCUACACAAUAUCGAUACCUCAGAAGAGAUCAGCAGCUUGGCACGCAAUAGAACUCUACAAGAACCAAAGGACGUCGGUCUUCUCGAACAGCUCGAACUGCAAAUAAAGCAACUUCACAAAAACGACACCAUCUUCCUGGCUCUGCGUGCAUACGACGAAGCCAACAACUACGGCGAGGUUUCAAACAUCGUCUCCGUCUCGUACGUCGACGAAGUUGCUGUACCACGUGAGCGUAUUGACGUUCCCAUGACGUCGUUUCUUGCCGUCAUCAUUGCGCCGAUGGUUGGAUUCCUUUUGUUUCUUGUGCUAAUGACGAUUGUGUGUUUGGUGUGGUCAAACAAUCGACAGAAGGAACACAGUCGAAGGAAGAUGUUUCGAGCGGACAGUUCGUCGUCGUUGAAGUCUGUGACGUCGGAGUAUCCUCAUAUGAACUACCGAGUCGAUGGCGAGUAUGUUAGGCGCUGGAAAGAAGAACCCAGUUCAUGGACAAUGCCGUGAAACCAAUUACCAUCAUAAUCACGUAUGCCAAAGACUCCGUAUAUAGUUGUGCAUUUACUGAGAGAAAGGAGUAACGCCUAUGCCACCCUAUUAGUAUUAUGCUCAUAUAAUAUAAUCAGGUCUCGCGAGAAAGGGUAAGCUUGUCAUUGGACAAUGGAGUGUUGUUCUGUUUCAGCGAAAAUACAAACCGGUGGUUUCGAGAGAUAGCGAUAUGCAUUUGUCACAUGUGACAAAGGAUAGACAUGAAUGUGACUGUGAAUAUAAAUGAUGCUGCUGAAAUAUAUAUCUGUGCUAAUUAUCGGUGUCAUUGCAUAAUAUAUUGGAGCGAAAAAGGUUUCCUACCGAAAGAAACGGGAAAGAUAUUAUGUGUGUUUCGAGUUAAGGUGACCCAAGACACUGUUUCGAGAGAGAAGAAGUUCCGCAUGAGGAGUUUAAUUCAAGGCUGAAUUCAACACAAGCCAGGCACAUGAAGACAUUUGAACCCCGAACCUUAAAUGUGUGUUUGUCCGCUGCCAGUUUUCGAGAGAGGGCCAUGGCUGGGUGAGUAUGGUUGGUAUAAGCUGUGGAACGUUGCCCUGCAGAGAUGGGCCCCUUAACCGUCGAUGGAUCCGCUGGGCAAGGUACUCAAGAUGAUUUGGAUCCAUGUUCGUGAGUUUCACAAAAGUCAAUGACCCCUGCCACAUCUUGUGCUUUCAUCCUGAAGAAGACUGACAGGCUGAUCAAGGCGAUGUCCGCAGGUGGCAACAUGACUUGUGGGCGGUGAGGUAGCCUUUCUGUUAGCGUGUGUGCUGUAGAAAUCGAAGGUCAUGUUUGAUUUUCCCACGGGGUCCAUUCGUGGUAACUUGUGGUGAAAUAUUGCCAUAACCGGCUAUAGCCUCAUUUACGCAUGUAACGAACGAAAACAGGACAUGCAUUGAGUCAAAGACUAAGAAUUUAUGCUUUUCUGUAGAUAACGUGUAUACUUUGUGUAUAUAGAUAGUGCAGAGUGAAUGUCCGCCACAGUCUUACAUCUAUAGAUAUAUUUUGAUAUAUUAUUGUGUCUCAUAUUUAAUAAACGUAUUGCUCGAU
Molecule: messenger RNA, 3388 nt
Organism: Haliotis rubra (blacklip abalone)
Lineage: Eukaryota; Metazoa; Mollusca; Gastropoda; Lepetellida; Haliotidae
Product: calcium-activated chloride channel regulator 1-like
Exons: 10
Coding region: 254-2320 (688 amino acids)
Source: RefSeq, a predicted model, not a curated record